UCUCUCUCUCUCACUGUCCACUCUGCCUGUCAAAAAAUAAUAAUAAUAAUUAGCAGGCUAGAUUUUCUCUCACAGGCCUUAGUAGCCAACCUCUGAUCUAAAACUCAAUGCCUUUCUUCAAUUCCUAAGAUUUCAGCCAUUAUCUCUUCAAAAAGGAUAACCAUUUCCUCCAUCCUAUUUUGUCUAGAGUUCCUAUUAGAUAAAAGUCUCAGUCUUUCCCCCAUGAUUUUUAUUGAUCUGUUGACAUGCAAAAGUUUUUUCUAUUUAUUUGAGAGGCAGAGAAACAGACAGAGCUUACAUCUGCUGCUUCACUCCCCAGAUGCCCACAAUGGUUAUGACUGGGAUGGGACCAAAAUCAAGAGCUAGGAACUCAGUGCAGGUCUUCCACAUAUGUUGUGGGAACCCAGUUACUGCAGCCUUCACCUCUGCCUCCCAGGGUCUGCACUGAUGGGAAGGUGGAGCCAGGAACUCGAUUUUGGUAUUUUGUGUGGUAGAUAAAAUUUGAGAAGGUGCUGCUGAUUGUUUGGUUAGUUUUCUCUUUAUACCUGCCUUCAUUCACUCUCUUGGAUACUGUGCAUAUCUCUACUCCUCUUUCAGGCCUCCAGCUUAGAACCAGGUCUGUACUGACAGCUGAGUGAUCCAGGCUCACAAUAUUAGAAAUUACCAUAUUCAUUACUAAAUUGAGUGACAUCUUGGCCUAGGCCUUGGCUCAGGCUGUUUGAUAUAGGCUUUCCUAACCCCGACACCUGUACGUUUUAGAUGUUUAGCAGCAUCUCUGGUCUCUAACAAAUAUGUCAGUUAUCACUACCCUAGUCCACCCCCAUUGUGACAACUCUCAGCAUUUGCAGAUAUAAAAUGAAAAUCAUAAUACGGUGGUAUGGGAGGGGGAAAGAUCUCUCCCAGUCCACCCCCUACAGACACACCUGAGAACCACUGGUCUACCCCUGUGUAACCUAGGACCAGUUCAUUUCAGUCUCCUUUCAUGGCACUCAGGAGGGAAAUUAUACGUCUCCCCCUGCCCUAUGUUGCAGAGAGUGACCCAGGCUCUGGUUUCCAAGUUAACCUGUAGGAGCUGAACUAACCACUUUUCCAUACUCUGAACCCAUGGUUGUCUCUGCCAUCAUCCAGUCCCACUCAUUGCCUUUUGUUUCUGUUCUCUUUGUGGUAUAAAAGGAUUUUCUUAGUGUAACUAUCUUUAAAUUCUUCUCAUUUUACAUUCAAUCUAUCACCAAUGUGUAGUGGAGUCCUUGAGAAGGCCAAAAACCUUCACUGACCAACCAGGAAUUGAUUCUUCUUCUUUAUCUAUUUUCCCUCACUUCCCUUUGGUUUCCUAUCUGUCCUCUCUCUUUCCUCCCUUCAUUGUUGAUCAGUCCUUUUGCAUAAAUCAACAAAGUAGGACAAAUGUUCCUGCACUGGGAUUAAUGAGAUACUGGAAAAAUUAAUCCAGUUCCUUCCAGGUCUCCAUCACCACACUUCACCCCAGCCCAGCCUAUUAAAACACUGGCUCUCAAAGAGUGCUCUUUAAACCAGCAAUAUAAACACCACCUGGGAACUUUAUUAGAUUUUUCUUGGGUACUCCCCCAUACCUCUUGAAUAAAUAAAGUAUGGGGUUGGGGCUAGUCACCUAUCUAUUUUUUUUUUCAGUCACCUGUCUAUUAACAAGCUCUCCAAAUGAUUCUGAUCCAUGCUAAAGUUUGUGAUCUCCUAUAUUAAAACUGAUCUAAAGAUAAGUUCCACAACUGGAACUACCUUUUGGAUUUUAAAACACAUAACUGUUUAAACCGCACCCCCAGAGAGAUUCUGAUUAAGCUGGUUUGGUGACUCAAGUACUGGUGGUUUCUUUUUUUGGUGGGGGGGAAGGUUUACUCUGCAAAUGAUGCAAACAUCCAGAGUUUGCUUUAGUUAUUCAUUUACUGUUCAGUCCAUUUUGAUCAUCACUCAUGCCAGUGUUUCUGGAAUUCUAAGUAGAAAUUGGUUAACUUUUAGUGAAGAAAAUGAGCUGUUCUGGAGCUAGAUUUCCUGGAUGUGAAUCUCUGUUCUGCUCAUUAUCAGUAUGUGACUUUGAACAAUUUAUGUUCCCUGUGCCUCUACUUCCCCUUGAGUAUAAAGGGAUCAAUCACAAUCCCUACCUAGUAAGGCUAUUAAAAGAAUCGUAUGUGUUUAUAUGUGACUGUCUUCAGAAUAAUACCUGUCAAACAGCAAGAGUUAUACAAAAUUAUUCUAAAAUACUUGUUUAAUCAAUAAAACCUGCAAAACAUACCCAAGUCAAAAUCAUUGUUUUGGGAAGGAGACUAUUAAAAAUGUAUUUGAAAAAUGUUUCCUUUUCUUUUGCAUAUUGGGACUUUUUGCUUUAUAAAAUCCAUUCCCUUCCCCCCUCAAUGAUAUUUGUUCUUUAAAACAUUUUAAAAUUGAAUUUUUCUUUAUAAAAAUUCUCAGAAUUUUACUAUGUGCCCUUUUUAAAAGGCUGCAGCUGUAAAACCAGAGCUUAGAACCACUAUUUUGUACUAAAAUUUGAACUACAAAAUUGAUAAGCCAACAAUAAACCCAACAUUUAUGGAACUCAUGGCAGAGAUGAAAAGAAGUGGAGUUGAAAGAAACAAUUGCUGAGUUUGAUUUAUGACAUUUAGAUGAAAGAAUUUGAGCAGAAUCUGGUAAGAAAAAAACACUUUGAUAGACAUUUGGAAGGCUUAAUUUAACAUGAAUACAUUUUGAUUUGUCAAUGUAUGGACAUAGUCUAAAAGAGUACUAGUAGUUUUAUUCACCACAACUUUGAAAGAAAAGCAGUUGAGUUUAUCACAAGAAGACAUUCAUCCAAGAGAAACUAAUUUUAUCACUCAUACCCACAACUGCAUGAGACUGCAUUUCAGGACUGGGUGGAGGUUUUUUUUCUUUUUUUAAUAGCAGAACAUAGCUAGCCAACACAAUAGCGAUGACAUAUGAGUAUACACUGUUCAAAUUAGCCACCUGGGGGUGGGCGAGGGGGAGGUAGGGAGUUUCCAAACUGUUAAUUAUCAAGCAAACAAAGAAAAGACUGUAAGGGUGGAAUUGUUGUAACUUCUGAUUUCUAAGCAAAGUCCACCUGUAGCCAGUGAGCAUGCCUAGUGCAGGUGGUUUCGAUUCUCAGAUGUGAAAGUUAGCUAACCCGAGAGCUGGAUAACUGUGCAAAAAGAGAAGGGAGCGGUUCUCAGAAAGCCGCAGAACAACCGUGUUUGAUGGCUAAUUAGGCAUGGAAAACCAUACUCAGUAUAUCAUACGUCCUGCCUCUUCUACAUCCCCAUUUCUCACUAGCCUACCCUUCCACAUGGAUGGGAAAGCAGAUGUGAGAUCCCUCAUGGCGAAAUUCAACACCGGGGACACCGUGACCGAAGAGGUCUCGGUUACCAGUCGACCCUUCCGAGUCCCGGGCCAGAACUCGCCUUCCGGGAUCCAGGCAAAGAAGAACUUAUUCAACAGCCCGGGAAAUGGCAGCCCCCCGCCAGGACACGGCAGCCUUCCUAAAUUUGGGUCCCCAAAGCCACCUUUGGGGGCGAAACCUUCUGAGGAAAAGAUGAGCAAGGACCCCAAACCCCCAUUUUUAAAGCCAACUGGAGUGGGCCAAAGAUUCGGGACUCCAGCGAACGUGGCCUCCAGAGACCCUGAGCUGAAGGCUGGAUUUCCGAAACCUGUAGGCCCCAAGCCCAUCAGCGGGCCCAAGGAAGGGCCCAAGGAAGAGCCCAAGGCCACGUUUCCCCGUCCUCCGGGGAGUAAGCCGUCCCUGCACACCCUAAACCAAGACCGUGACUUGAAGCCCGGGCCUCCUCCUCCCCCUGCUCCAGCCCCAGAAAAUGAACAGAAGCAAGUGUUCCCGAAGCUGGCUGGGGUCAAAGGCAAGUUUAUGGCAGCCUCCCAGGACCAAGACCCCAAGCCCCCCUUCCCCAAACCCACCUUCGGCCAGAAGCCGGCCCCAAGCGCCGAGGACGUGCGUGAAGACGAGAGUCCCAGUCGGAGUGUGUCCUCCCAGAAGGGACCGCCGGCUCCCCCAGGAGCCAAAUCCAAAAGCAUCCCAUUCAAACCUUCAAGGGAGGACCCUGAGAGCAAAGACCAUGGGAGUGACACAUCCAGCUCCCCUUUCCCUGGUGUGGUUCUGAAACCUGCGGCCAGCAGAGGCGGCCCGGGCCUCUCCAAAGCUGGCGAGGACAAAAAGGAGGAUCGGAAGAUAGAUGCUGCUAAGAACGUCUUCCUGGGCAAAGCGAGUCAGGAGGAGUCGGCCCCGGGGGCUCCUCCUGCCAAGUUCCCCAAGGCACCUUCCAAGCUGCCGGUGGGGGGACCAUGGGCCCAAAGUCAAGAGAAGGAAAAGGGAGAGAAGAACGCAGCUGCCCCAAAGCGGAAGCCACUGCCGCCACUAUUUACCUUGGGUCCACCUCCACCAAAACCCAACCGACCACCAAACGUUGACCUGACGAAGUUCCGAAAAGCUGCUUCUAGAAACAAUGCCAACAAAGGCCAGAUGCCUUAUUCAACAACGUCCCUGCCACCACCUCCACCAUCCCAUCCAACAAGCCAACCACCUUUGCCAGCAUCUCACCCAACACAGCCGCCAGUCCCAAGCCUACCUCCCAGAAACAUUAAGCCUCCAUUGGACCUAAAAGGUUUUGUGAAUGAAGAGAAUCAAGAUGGUGCCAUGAACACUGAUGGUCCUGGAAACAUAGAAGAGGAACAAGAGAGUGAUGGAGAAACAUAUGAAGACAUAGAAGCAACCAAAGAACGAGAGAAGAAGAGGGAAAAGGAAGAAAAGAAGAGACUAGAGCUGGAGAAAAAGGAGCAAAAAGAGAAAGAAAAGAAAGAGCAGGAGAUAAAGAAGAAAUUUAAACUGACAGGCCCUAUUCAAGUCAUCCACCAGGCAAAGGCCUGCUGUGAUGUCAAAGGAGGGAAGAAUGAACUGAGCUUCAAGCAAGGAGACCAAAUUGAAAUAAUCCGCCUCACCGACAACCCUGAAGGAAAAUGGUUGGGCCGAACCUCCAAGGGCUCGUAUGGCUAUAUUAAAACAACCGCUGUAGAGAUUGACUACGAUUCUUUGAAACGCAAAAAAUCCUCUCUUGGUGCUGCUCUUUCAUCAAGACCUAUUGAAGAAGACCAAGAAGUCUAUGAUGAUGUUGCAGAGCAAGAUGACGUUAGCAGCCACAGUCACAGUGGAAGUGGAGGGAUGUUCCCACCACCUCCAGAUGACGACAUUUAUGAUGGGAUAGAAGAGGAAGAUGCUGGCGAGGGCUCUAUGCUACAGGUUGAAGAGAAGAGUAACAUGUGGCCCUGGGGCAUUUUGAAGAUGUUAAAGGGAAAAGAUGACAAAAAGAAAAGUAUGCGAGAGAAACCUAAAGUCCCUGAGUCAGAAAAUAAUGAAGGUUCAUCUUUCCCUUCUCCUCCUCAACAAUUGGAAAUCGGAGAUGAAGUUUAUGAUGACGUGGAUGCUUCAGAUUUCCCAGCGCCAUCAGCAGAGAUGAGUCAAGGAAUGAAUAUUGGAAAGACCAAGACAGAAGAAAAAGACCCUAAGAAGUUAAAAAAGCAGGAAAAGGAAGAAAAAGACUUCAGGAAAAAAUUUAAAUAUGAUGGUGAAAUUAGAGUCUUGUAUUCAACCAAGGUUGUACCUUCCUUAACUUCUAAGAAGUGGGGGACCAGAGACCUACAGAUAAAACCUGGUGAAUCUCUUGAAGUUCUGCAAAACACAGAUGACACAAAAGUUCUCUGCAGGAAUGAAGAAGGAAAAUAUGGUUAUGUGCUUCGGAGUUACCUGGUUGACAACGAUGGAGAGAUCUAUGACGAUAUUGCUGAUGGUUGUAUCUAUGAUAAUGACUAGACUCAGCUUUGGUCUUUCUGCUGUGUUGCCAAGAUGAAGGCGGAGUCUCCACUGGAAACCGUUACUGGGUAUCAUAGAAAAUGAAUGCACAAAACUACUUGUUACCAUUUGUUGUGAAUUUCUGAUUAUCCUUAGAAAGUUUUGAAAUUUUGAACUUAGAAAAUGGUCUUUCUGCUUAAUAUCUCAGAAGACUGCAUCAGUGACAUGUAAGAAUUAGAAAAUAACCCAUUUCUGCUUUGGCCACGAUUAUGAAGAUAUUACUUUUAGGCUGUCAAUGGAAGAUGUCCUCUCCUCUUCAAAAAAGAGUGAAAAAAUGAGAUCACUCCAGAAAAAAUCAUGACUAUACUGUCCAAAAAACAAGCCUAAAGAAGAAAAAUAAAGAAUCUGGGGAAGGAAAUUGUAAAACAUUCCACAAGAAGAAAACUAUUGUUUGUAUCUCUAAAUAUGAAAGCAUAUUAUGUUUUCUGUUCAAAUGAUCUAUCUUGUUAAAAGGCAGAGCUGUUAAAUAUUUUUUGAAAAUUAUUGUAAUAGUGAAACUUUUGUAUAAAGUUGGUUUCUAUUUGGCAAUUGUGAAUAUGUGGUAACCUCUGAGAAUGUUACACAUUCAGUGUGCACAUCCAACAUUAAACUACAGAAGUUUCAAAUAA
Molecule: messenger RNA, 6477 nt
Organism: Oryctolagus cuniculus (rabbit)
Lineage: Eukaryota; Metazoa; Chordata; Mammalia; Lagomorpha; Leporidae
Gene: FYB1
Product: FYN binding protein 1
Biological process (GO): T cell receptor signaling pathway; protein localization to plasma membrane; integrin-mediated signaling pathway
Cellular component (GO): plasma membrane
Molecular function (GO): lipid binding; protein binding
Source: RefSeq, a predicted model, not a curated record